AUGCUGGCCCGACAACCUCCGUUUUUCCCUGUCAUUGCACUAACUUCCCACAGGUCUCUUCCCUUGCCUGUUGCGCAAAGGCACCCCACGCUGGAUCUAGGCAAUGCCGAAACGAUCCUCCGCUUAUCCUCGCUGGAACACCAUGCUGCCACCCAGUCUGCCAAACUCAGGCCUCCUAAAACGGGGGGGACAGAGGAUGCCACCGAGGAUGAUCCAAAGGUUAACUUGGAGGCGAGGGAACUUUGGACACAAUUCCACAAAUUCGGCACUGAAAUGGUCAUAACAAAAUCAGGAAGGCGCAUGUUUCCAGCGUUCAAAGCCAGAUGUACUGGCUUGAACAAAAUGGCAAAAUAUAUUUUGCUGAUGGAUAUUGUGGCGGCCGACGAGUGCAGGUACAAGUUUCACAACUCAGAUUGGAUGGUAGCAGGAAAGGCAGAUCCUGAAAUGCCAAAGAGGAUGUACAUACACCCAGACAGUCCCGCUUCUGGCGAGCAAUGGAUGUCAAAAGUGGUCAAUUUUCACAAACUAAAAUUGACAAACAACAUCUUGGACAAGCAUGGGUUUACGAUUCUUAACUCAAUGCACAAAUACCAGGUUAGGUUUCACGUUGUGAGGGCCAACGAUAUUCUACAACUGCCAUAUAGCACGUUCAUGACCUAUGUCUUUUCUGAGACAGAAUUCAUCGCUGUAACUGCAUAUCAAAACGAUAAGAUUACACAACUGAAAAUUGAUAACAAUCCUUUCGCCAAAGGAUUCCGUGACACUGGCAAUGGGAGAAGAGAAAAAAGGAAACAACUGAGGAUUAAUUCACAAAAAUCCAAUGAGACGCGAAUGCAAGAAGACAAUGAAAUCUCCUGUGACUCUUUGGAUGAGGCUCCACUGAAAAGCGCAGGAAACUCAAAAUCAUCCGUCAACAUGCAGGGGAGAACUUUCUCCAGUGUAGCAGCCAUGGGUCACAGGCUUGCAGCUGUGUCAUCUGGCGGAGUGUGCGCCAUGGGCACGGCUGGUAUCCUGGCAUCUUCUUUACAAAGAGUGUCAGGAACGUCAGGAUUACCCGUGAACUUUCAGCAGCAUGCUAUGGCAUCACAGGGCCUCACCGUUUCUCCAAUUGGUGGUAUUUUUCCCUACCCCUACUCCUAUUUGGCAGCAGCGGCUCCUCAGUCCACCACAGCAUCGACCCCAGUGCGCCCUCGAACCCGGUUCAGACCCUACUCCAUUCCCAAUAGCCUGGGGAUCCGUGAGGAGAGAAUUGAGAACUACUGA
This is a messenger RNA of Oncorhynchus kisutch (coho salmon), 1263 nucleotides long. RefSeq names its product T-box transcription factor TBX3-like. The transcript has 8 exons. Gene Ontology annotation, biological process: cell fate specification; positive regulation of DNA-templated transcription; regulation of transcription by RNA polymerase II. Gene Ontology annotation, cellular component: chromatin; nucleus. Bases 1 to 1263 code for a protein of 420 amino acids. Gene Ontology annotation, molecular function: DNA-binding transcription factor activity, RNA polymerase II-specific; RNA polymerase II cis-regulatory region sequence-specific DNA binding. Lineage: Eukaryota; Metazoa; Chordata; Actinopteri; Salmoniformes; Salmonidae. The record is from RefSeq and is a predicted model, not a curated record.